Molecule: messenger RNA, 2932 nt
Organism: Solea solea (common sole)
Lineage: Eukaryota; Metazoa; Chordata; Actinopteri; Pleuronectiformes; Soleidae
Product: protein SOGA3-like
Exons: 7
Coding region: 715-2376 (553 amino acids)
Biological process (GO): regulation of autophagy
Source: RefSeq, a predicted model, not a curated record
ACCCUCCGUUUGUUUGUUGUUUGCUCCGUUGAUUUCCUUUAUUGCCCUCAUUAUUUGUUGCCAAGGUAACCAAAAGCACAGAACAAAAAAUACUCAGCACUUGCCUCAGCCGCAGGUUCAACACUGGAGACUCCAUUACCCAUAUCCCAUUGCUGUCGGCAUCCGUCCCUUGAGGAGGUAAUUAUAGCCAGGAUGCUGGUGACGACAGUUGCCCCCAUGGAGACUUCAAAUGAUGGAAUAAAUUUGAUCCGGGGUCCAAUGGCGCACCCCCGAGUAAACACUGGGGAGCGGUAUAAAGGCGCGGGUACCCCGUCUGGAACAGAAGUUGUUUACCCUUUAGUCCAACGCUCCUGACUUAACCUCGACAGACCGAGGAGUGACGAAGGACAAGGUGGCACUUUAAAAAAGAUUUACGUAACACGGCAGAGGACAGAGCAAGAGGGGAAGCACCGGAGAGAGGGGAUUUAACGAUCUGCCGCCUGGAGGAGCGGAUGUGUUGGAGAGGCCAGAGCGCACAGCAGCAAGUAGACAAGGCUGAGGAUUUAAAACAGGAGAGCAGAGGAAAAACGUGUUUGUAGGAUAAGUGUUUCAAGGUCAUCGACCCUUUCCGUCGCUCACUGCUAACCCCGCCGUGACCUCUGACUGAGCCGUCAAACAAGAGGAAAGGGGAAAUUGCCUUUCAAACAGGCCUCCGGACAUUUAGCAGCCUGCAUCAUGGCAGCCAUCGAUCUGGAGCGUGGGUUGGAGCACAGAGGCCAGGGCUGGGGACAGGAGAGGCCAGAGCUGAUGGACAACUUCGACUCUGAGAUGCAGGAGUGGGAGGACCAGCUGCAGGACAUUCAGAGAAAAAUCGAAGAGCUGUACAAUGACGUUCAGGCGCGCAGAGGAGCAAACGAUAUCACCGCUGACAAUCAGAAAAACGGAGGCGAGUUGGAGUAUGGCCUGGGUCACCAUAGUAAUGGACAUUUUGUGCCUGGUCAUCACAGCAACAACCACUCUGGAGCUCUGCCCGUGCCACAUCACUACAGCAACGGCUGUUACAACCCCAGUGGGUACAGCUACCCCGUGAGUCAUCAAAAUGGCUACGGCUACUGUCACGGCAACAGCGUCUCGGAGAUUGGAGACUUACUCCAGGAUUACUUGGGAGCGAGGAAGCAAAUGAAUCGCAAGAACAACGGAGAUCGCCACGUGCACUUCAGUGACACAGUCAAGGUGAGUCAGGACAUCCCUUCACACCAGGAUGACCUGAGGAGAAGAUAUCAAAAUGAGAGACUUGGUCUUGAGCAGUUUCUGGGCAGUUUUGAGUUGACUGAAAACAAGAAGAACCAAGUGUCACACACAAGGAGCUCCCCCAACAAAGAGAACACAGGUGCCAAGCCCCCGCUGGGACAAAGGGAUGCUCCAAGUGCACAGUCACGUUCCCAGCUCCCGGCUCCGACUGCCGAAUCUCCCGCUUUGGACAGGAAGUCCUUCAGUCCAGGCGUCCUUGGUGACAGAAUGUGCAACAGCCCCUCUGUUCUCAGGAAGUUUGGAGCCAUGCUGCAGGAAAAUGAGGGCAAAACGCUCACUGAAACAGGAGUGGUGACCCAUCAGGGGUUGGCCCCGGAGCCAAAGUGCCCCACCCCUAGCUGUCAGCGCAGAGCUGUAGGAGCUGCUGCAGUCGCCGGCAGGGCGCCCGUGCGUAUCUCUAGCAACAAGUGCCAAGCAGAUUGUGAUGUGAUGACAGCGGACUUAGAGCCCAGCCAAGAAUGGGGGUUAGUGGACCCUGGUAGACAGAACCACAAAGACCAGAGAGGAGGAUACAGUGGUUCUAAAGGGUCUCAGCCCAGUCCGCAGCAGUCCCACAGGCGAUCACAGGUGGCAGGGAGUCCAAAGAUUAGACCCAGGACGAACAGUGUUGCGGACAAAGAUGCAGGAAGGAAGACGGCACCCCAACAUGUGGAGCCCAAAAUGGACUACAGGGUGUCAAGUGCUUCCUCUGGAGCUCAGAAGAGUCAGAGGGGUGGGGUAGCAGGACAGGAGUUGCCAGGUUGUGGCCGAGUGAGGGAUGAAGGACUUAUUGAGCUGCUGGACAUGCUGGACAUCCAUCAUGAGUUCAGCUCCAGUCCCAAGACAGGUCACACAGCCUACAGACAGGAGCCACAGCUGGUAAAUCCAGCCGAGAUGUCCUCUAAGAGGAACUUCUCUCGUCCAGCACGGCCAGCCAACCAGCGCCCUCCCUCCAGAUGGGCCAGCCGCGCCCCAACUGCCAGAAUCAGCGCCCCAUCUGGCCCAAUGCAUCGUCCCCCAAGUCCCAUGACCAGAGCCCCGAGUCCGGCCUUGAAGCACCGACCUUUCAUGUCCUACUCUCUUCAGACUGAGACUGUCAUUAUGUGAUGUUCUCCCCAUCUCAGUAAAGCUUGAUCCCUUUCCCAGGGAAACGCCUCCCGUGGUUCCCAGCCAACACCCUCAUGUAAAUAUUAAGGACUGUUUUGGUAAAAUCAUUUCAGAGAGAGGUACAGAAGUGCUUCAUUUAAUCUUAAUGUCGUGUUCAAGACAAAAACACGUCGACUACAUUCUCCAGUGUUGCUGUGGCUUUUAGCUUCUUAACAUUAGCUGACAGUUCCCCCCCCCCUUAUCCACUUUUCUUCUUUUUUUUGUAUUUCAUUUCACUUUGUUUUCUGUACAGAGAGAGUUAGCAUGUGGCCCUAGUUUGAGGGUGCAUGUGUUCAAUGUUCAUGCUUGCCAUGUUGAAUCAUAUUCAACCAGUGGGAGUGGAUUCAUGUUCAACUGUGUGUCAGCAACGGCGUGUUUUAUUGUAUCAUAUUGUCAAAGUGAUAUAUUUAAAAUGUUUAAAUGACAGCUGUGACAGAUGACUAUGAUAUGCCUUUAAUGUAUUUUUUUUCUUGGUAAUAAAUAUGACAGUGCUUCAACAUAAAGACUCUUUUCUUUC